AAGGAAAACACAUCUGGGAACUUCCAGCUGCGGAAUGUUUCAACUAACUCCGACCAAUUAGAUGAGAUUGUCAAAAUUCAUCAGGUACGGCUAGUGUACAUCAGGCAGGGAGCUGGCAGGGAGUGGACAGUGAGCAGACAGGGAACUUACCAUGUUCUUUCCUUACUCCAUCUCUUGUCUUUCCGCCCCCUGUCUGUUCCUGGCCUGCUGGGCUGCUGUUUCCUUGCGCUUUUGCGCUUCUGCGGCCUCCACGAGAAGAUUUUUGUUUCCCCUGCAAAAUAAAUAAACUCCCCUUGCAUUCCUUCCGUUUUGUUAACUUCCACUUUUACUCCCUAACCUUUUGUGCAUUUCCAACGUCUAUAGAUCUUGUCCAUUCUUUUCAAGAGCAGUGCUCACUGUAUACAUUCAUUAUCCGUACAGCUGCUCCAUCACAUUCAUUCUCUGAAUCAGAGAUCUGGAAUUGUCACUGCUAGGUAUCGGUCCUUACGGAAGUAAAAGAAUCGAAGAACAACAACAUCGAAGUUCUUUGUUACGCCUCCUUAACAACGCUUUUGAAGAUUUCCCCCUUGGCUGGAUCCUUGAUUCGCUCGCAUAUCGCAAAUCGUACAAUCUUGAUUUAGUCUUUUCAAGCUCAUAACAAAAACAUCAGUCAACAUGAAGUCCGUUGCUAUUGCCGCUGCCCUAUUGGCCUCGACCGCCGUUGCUCAGCCCCAUGGUCACCACCGUCACCACCACGCCAAGCGAGAUCUUGUUACCGAGUGGGAAACCGUCUGGGAGACCGCUACCGUCAUCAUUGAUGACGAGACCACACAAACCCUUGCUCCUGCUAGCAGUGGUACUCCCGCCCAGUUCUUCCAGCCUGACACUGGAUCCAGCUACAGCACUAGCAGCGCAGCUCCAGUAGUGGAGUCUCCCACAACUCAGGCCCAGCCCUCAACGCCAACCACUGUUGUUAGCAUCGCAAAAGCUACCACCUACUCAACCUCAACUCAGGCUCCUACAAGCACUUACGUGGCACCCACUCAACCGACCACUACGGCGGCGCCUGUCACUCCCUCAACCAGCAGCACUUACUCUGCCGUGGCACCGACGUCCAGCGCCAGCUCUGGUGGCAGCACUGGCAGUGAUGGAAUCCCGUACAACGAGAAGUUCUCUGGUGAUAUCACCUACUACAAUGCGGCGCUAGGCGCCUGUGGCUACGAAGAUACCGGCAAGGACGACAGCACGAACAUUGUCGCUAUUCCCAAGGCUUUCUGGGACGCUAUUAGCACUGCUACUAGCUAUGGUAUCAACCAACCUGCGCAUCCUCUUUGCGACAAGACCAUCACCAUCACUACAUCCGACGGCAAGACCACCACCGCCACCAUCCGUGACCGCUGCGAUGGCUGCUCUGGCCAUGCCAUCGACGUCACUCCCCACACCUUCGAAGACCUAUUCGGUUCUUUGGACGGCGGUCGCCUAGAGGCCUCAUGGGUCAUCAACGAGUAAACGAAUUCGUCUAUUUACCUUGUAUCCUGCCAUUUACCGGUCCCUUGUUUCUCGCGCCUGGGAAAAAUCCUCGGCGUCAAAAUCUGUUUUCCUAUAUCUUUGAGAGAUCUCGGCGUGAUAAAAUUUACCCACCGGAUAUAUGGGAUCCCACUAUCUGACGACUGAAAACGGGCAUCGUUUGUUCUAAAACCUGGCCUUGAUGACACAUUUGUUCUCGCGAUACAAUUUUUUGAAUUACGUACGUACGUGCCUUUAGCAUCGGAUAUGCUAGGGCUGCUCGGCAAGAUACCACAGGGGAAUACGAAAAGAUGGGGUGGUUAUAACGGCUUAUCAUAGCCUUGUUCGGAUCGGUUGGCUACGCAGGUCCAAUCUGAAGGGCGAACGAAUAUGGGGGUGGGAUAUAGACUUCGAUUCUUUUGCAUAUAUUAAAUUACUGGGUAGAAAGGAUUAGGAAUGGGAACGGUUUCGGCCGGUUUAACUUUA
Messenger RNA from Annulohypoxylon maeteangense, 1971 nucleotides. RefSeq lists its product as uncharacterized. Bases 655 to 1488 code for a protein of 277 amino acids. The record is from RefSeq and is a predicted model, not a curated record. The transcript has a single exon. Lineage: Eukaryota; Fungi; Ascomycota; Sordariomycetes; Xylariales; Hypoxylaceae.